AUGGUCGAUGUGUUAUGGGACGAGAUUCAAAAUCUGGAGUUGGGUCAAGAUUAUCCUACUUUGUUCAUUCCCAAUGAGGCCUAUGUGAUGGUUGAAGACCGCAACAGGCUUAGUCUGAUUGCCAGACCUCUGCUUCCAAGGGUACAAAAUUUUAACGCUGUUAUUAAUGCUUUACCAAGAGCUUGGGGUCUUACUGCUCAUGUUCAUGGACGAAUCCUAGAUGCUACGUAUGUUCAACUUCUGUUUCAAACAGAGAUAUACUUGUUAUCGGUUCAAAGGAGGGAAGUAUGGUUGUUUAAUAACUGGUUUGUUGCAUCUCAAAGAUGGGAGGCUGCUCCUUCUUUGAAUUUUGUAACCACAAUUGAUCUUUGGGUUCAAAUGCGUGGCAUACCAAUUCUUUAUGUUUUUGAAAAAACAGAGCUAGAGAUUGCUCAAGAGCUUGGGGAGAUUAUAUCUUUGGACUUUCAUGAUGCCACUUCUACACAGAUUGCUUAUAUCCGAGUUAGAGUUCGUUUUGGUAUUACUGAUCGUUUAAGGUUCUUUCAGAGAAUCACCUUUGAGUCAGGAGAAACGGCUUUAAUUCGGUUUCAGUAUGAGAGACUUAGGCGCAUCUAUAGUUGUUUUAGGUUUACCCAUAACUUGAACUAUUAUCCUUAUCGCCAACGUUUUCAGAGCAUUGACAGGGAAAGAGCUGUUUUCAGAGAUAGUGUUUUGAGGUCAAGCUUUAACUCUCAAUCUCAGAUGACUGAUAGCUCUCUUCAGGUUCCUUUACAUCCACCUCCACGAGUUCCAUCCUCUGGAGAUGCGAUUACUUCUGGAAUAAUGCGAGUCUUUGAGGUGGGUGAAUCAUCAAGAGGUGUUCAAGAUGGGGAAUCUCACAAUAACAUGAAUCUUGGGGAGUCAUCUAAGAGGAAGAACUUGGUCAUUCUUCAGCGUGAUAAGGAGUCAAGACAACACAAACAACAAGAAACUGAGCAAAGAAUGGGAGGUAUUCUGAAACCUCCUAAGAAACGUUAA
Arabidopsis thaliana (thale cress) is the source of this 1017-nucleotide messenger RNA. Its product is annotated as Ta11-like non-LTR retrotransposon. The coding region runs from base 1 to 1017 and encodes 338 amino acids. NCBI's taxonomy places the organism in Eukaryota, Viridiplantae, Streptophyta, Magnoliopsida, Brassicales, Brassicaceae. The transcript has 2 exons. The record is from RefSeq and is marked reviewed.